Eriocheir sinensis (Chinese mitten crab) is the source of this 8464-nucleotide messenger RNA. It is a transcript of the gene Esyt2, whose product is annotated as extended synaptotagmin-1-like. The transcript is spliced from 18 exons. Bases 88 to 2643 code for a protein of 851 amino acids. The record is from RefSeq and is a predicted model, not a curated record. Gene Ontology annotation, biological process: lipid transport. NCBI's taxonomy places the organism in Eukaryota, Metazoa, Arthropoda, Malacostraca, Decapoda, Varunidae. Gene Ontology annotation, molecular function: lipid binding.
CCUCUCAGACCAUUGAAGAAGGAGGGUGUACGCGCCUGCCCGCCCCGCCCACCCGGUAACUCCAAAUACCCUGACAAACCCUCCACCAUGGUCGAGGAGGAGCAGGAGAAACUCAAGGACGUGGCUGACGGCGCCGGCCACGCAUAUGGAGAAUGGUUCAAACGGUACAUGAACAUCUUUAGUCGUCGCUUCGUGGAGUGGUUGCUGGUGUUUGCCUUCGGAUACUACAAUGUGAGCUUCGGUUGGCUGAUGGCGCCGCUCUUCUUCCUGGUGCUGAGGGAGAAGAGGGCCAAGGAGAAGAAGGUUAAGUUCGACAUCAUCCGCUCCAUCGCCAACGCGGAUGAGAAGGAUAUACUGCAGGAGAUCCAACGCUUUGCUAACCUGCCUUCGUGGGUCACCUUCCCCGAUAUGGAACGAGUGGAGUGGCUGAACAAGAUCAUCCGGCAGCUGUGGCCGUACGCAGGUCACUACGUCCAGGACCUGUGCAAGUUCUCCAUUGAGCCCAGCAUCCGCAUGGCGCUGGAGGAAUACAAGCUCACCGGCUUCCGCUUUGAGAAGAUCAUCCUAGGGGACACGCCACCCAGGCUCUCGGGGGUGAAGGUCUACGACGACACAUCCAGACACGAGAUUAUCAUGGACAUGGACUUUGCGUACGCCGGGGACUGCAAAUUUGAGGUCAGCGUCGCCAAGUUCAAAAUGGGCAUCAAGGACCUGCAGAUCUCCGGGCGGAUGAGGGUGGUGAUGAAGCCACUGGUCCGCCAAAUCCCGCUGGUGGGUGGACUGCAAGUGUUCUUCCUCAACAACCCGGAUGUGGACUUUAACCUCAUUGGACUGGCGGAUGUGUUCGACAUGCCCGGACUGAGUGACAUUCUCCGGAGCAUUGUGACGGAGCAGAUCGCCCACAUGAUGGUCCUGCCCAACCGCUACCCCAUUCAACUGGUGGAGGACAUCAACAUCGCCGAGCUGAAGUGCCCCACCCCUGCUGGCGUGCUGCGAAUCCAGGUGAUCGAAGCGCAGAACCUCAUGAAGAAGGACGUGGGGCUGAUGGGCAUGGGCAAGUCCGACCCCUACUGCAUCCUGCGACUCGGGGCUCAGAAGUUCCAGACCAAGACCAUCAACAACACCGUCAACCCUAAAUGGGACUUUUACUGCGAGUACCUGGUCAAUGACAUCCGCGGCCAAGAGCUUGAUAUUAAGAUCUUUGACGAUGAUGAUGGACCCAACGAGGAUGAUCUUUUGGGGAGAGCAAACUUGGACGUACAUGACAUCUGGCAGAGCGGCGAAGUUGACAUGUGGGUGCCUCUGUCUGAUGCCAAGUCUGGACGGAUUCACGUGAGGGCGGCGUGGCUGGAACUGAGCCAGAUGGCCGACUCCCUGGAGCCUCAACUGGAGGAGAUCCGUGCCCUGCAGACGACCACCAAGAACCCCCUACACAGCGCGGUGCUCCUCGUCUGGGUCGACUCCGCACGGAAACUCAACACCAUCCCUGACCCCUUCGUGAGACUCCAUGUGGGCAACAGCCAGCAGGAGACCACCGUCCGCCAGCGCACCAACGACCCGGUCUUCGAGGAGGGCUUCACCUUCCUGGUCCGUAACCCUCACACUCAGGAACUCAAGAUCGAGGUGGUGGACAAGAAGACUGAUGUGGUGCAGGGCAAGAUAGAGCUGGACCUGAAGGUGCUGCUGAAGGAACGGAACCUGGAGCGGAUGAACGAGGAGUACUCCCUCAGCGGGGCGUCCGGCGGCCUGGCGGUGCUGAAGCUGAACAUCUCCCUCAAGAUCCUGAAGACCGUCCAGAAGCGCGAUGAUGGCGAUGGCGGACCCAAGGAGAUUGGUGAGGCUACCCCACCCCCUCCCUCCCCCCCUCCUACCACCACCCCCUCCACCACCACCACCACAGAACAACCCUCCACCACCACCACAACCACUACUCCUCCCACCACCACCACUACCACCGCCACCCCCACCCCCACCCCCACCCCCACCCCUUCCCAGCCCGAGCCGGCUCCCGCCCCGCCCGCAGCCACCCCCGACACCCGCCCCGCCCCGUUGCAGGCCCCUGAUGAGGUAGCAACGGAGAAGGACGCAGCCGGUGGAGGUGAAGGGGAGACACAGGAGGGAGUGGUCGAGGAGCCGGUGGUCAUGUCGUCCUCACCCACCCCAGCCCAAGCCGCUCCUGGUCAGACCGAGGAAGGGGACACCCAGCUGAGGCAGAGGUCGGUGGACAGAGGCGUUCACGGUCUGGGUCGCAUCGAACUGACGGUGAAGUACGGCCCGAGGAACAACCUGAUUAUCGUGGUUCAUCGUGUCGUUAACCUGCCAGUGGAGGAGGACGGCGAGCUCCCCGACCCCUACGUGAAGCUCUACCUCCUCCCCGACCGCUCCAGGGACAGCAAGCGCAAGACGGACGUGAUCAAAGACAACUGCAGCCCCCAGUACGACGAGAGGUUCGAGUACGCGCUGCCGCCCAAUGAGCUGACCAAACGCACGCUGGAGGUCACCGUCAUCAACAAGAAGGGCAUCCUGUUCCUCCAGCGCUCGCCUAAGAUGGGACAGAUACAACUGGACUGUGGACUGCUGGACGCGGCUAAGGUAACCCAGUGGUACGACCUUAGCCCUCCCAACGACGACGACGAGGAGUGAGGGCGGCGAGGUGUGCUGGGGCGCGUGGCAAGCUGGCGGGGUAGCCUGCGACGCAUCACCAAGCUGGCCAAGAACACCAAGAGGAAGGUGUGACGAGGAGGAAGAAGAGCAGGAGGAGGAGGAGGAGGAAGACUAGGACUGUGCCUGGUUGAUGUUAGUGUUGGUGUUUCAAUGUUUCCGCUGCUGCCUCUGCUAUUGCUGCUGCUGCUAAUGCCAAGGGGUGAAGGGUGAAGGACUAUAGGGUGAUGACGUGAAGGGUGAAAAGGGUGAUGGGAGUGAUGAUUUGAAGGGUGACUUGUGAAUGGUGAUGGAUGAUUGUUGAGAGUUGAAAGAGUGAAGUUUGGUGCUAAGGAAAGUUUUGAAAUGGAAACAGAGUAGGAUGUGAGUGAGAAGGAAAGGUGAUGGUGAGGGAGAGUUUGCAGGGAGUAAAUAUAAUGACGAGAAUGAUUUGAAGGACGAUGGGAGUGGGAAUGUAGAAUGUCAGGGAGAGUUUAAAGGGUAAAGAAAGGUUGGUGCUGUAGGGAAAGUCUUGAAGUGUAAACAGUGAAGGUUGUGAGUGAGGGAAAGGUGAUGGUGAAGGGAAUGUUUGCAGGGAUGAAGAUAUUGGUAGGCUUGCUUUGAAUAGUGAGGGAAGGUUUGAAAGGAUGAAGAUGGUGAGAAUGAUGUGAAGGUUGAUGGUGACAGUAGAUCUGAAAGGAUAAAGAUAGUUGAGAAUGAAAGGAUAAAGAUUUUGAGAAUGAGUGAAGGUUGAUGGUGACGGUGGAUCUGAAGGGAUAAAGAUUUUGAGAAUGAUGUGAAGGUUGAUGGUGACCGGCAGAUCUGAAGGGAUGAAGAUAGUUGAGAAUGACUUGAACGAUGAUAGUGGUAAUGUAGUUCGUUGGUUCCAAGGGCCAAAAAAAAAACUCUUCGCUUGGUAACGACCCAGCACACUUCAGAAACUAUAAACGUAACAAAGUAUAAGUAACCUGCGUAACAAAUGUGUAAUCUCAAGCCUUGCUGUGACCCCCUAGAGAGUCUCGGCCACACACUGAGAGCUUGCCGUCUAGUACUUAUGCCUCCCGAACGUACGCCAGACCAAGUAUUCCUAACGUGAUUUAUACUAGCGAAAUAAUAGCUGAUAACUAGCCGAUAUACUUUUGUCAUGUAACGGUCUUGUAACCUCCUCUUUAUACACCGUGGAAAUAUGUCAGAUAUAUACGACUGCUUAGCUUUUUCUAUACGAUUUUCUCAUAUCUCGACUGUAUUAUUCUCCCAUUGAUAUACAGUGGAAAGGACCCAUACAUAUAUCACUCUUUCUCUAUGUAAAUUUGUACCCAAGCAACAUACUAGCUCAUCAUACAGUUACAUUCAUCCCUUUUAUUUUUUUACAGUAAAGGAAGCAGCUCGUGGGCAAAAGUGUGUAAAAACGAAAGCCUUCUAGCACUGCUCCUGGAAUAGAAAGUAAAGAGUGGCCAAAAGAGAGGUCAGUACUUCUCUCAUCUCUCUCUGUAUACACCGGGAAGAGGCCACACGUAUACCAGACUCUUUUCAUAACAUAAUUUAGACUUUCAAAAUACGGUUAUACAUCACACAUACAGUUACCAUUCAUCCAUUUCAAUCUGUAUACACUCGAAAGAAGUCACAUGUAUACCACAAUUUUUAGACAUCAUACAUACAUUCAGUUACCAUUCAUCCAUUUAAAGUAUAUGAAUUUUCUUAUACCCUGAAAUUGUAACAUCGGAAAGAAGCCAAUCGUAAACCAAACUAGGAUUCUUCUUCUUUUCACUUAGUCUAUAUUUUCCCCAAACUAGCUUUCCCCUUAGAUUUGUACUUUAGGAGCUAUUUUUCAUACAGUAUUAAAUUAUUGCAGGGUAUAAAGUUCCAUAUACCUCAAACUAAUGUCAAUAGAGUGGAAAACUGUCAUAGGUAUACCAGACUAACUUUCUUUUAUGAACUCCUAACAUACUCCUGCAACUUAGAAGCUUGUCAUACAGUUAUCAUUCAUCCAUUUCAAGAUAAAAAAAAUUGGUAUACCCGCAUUCACUUUCAUUGAGUGUAGCUAAGCCAAACAUAUACCAAACUAGCUGUACCCUACAUCUGUUUAUACUCUUUCAACCAAAAACGAAUAGCCUAUCAAGUCAUACAGUACACUCAUCAUCAAUCCAUUUCAAGGUGUAAAGUUCCAAAUGACCCAAGCCAGUUUCCUUUGACGAACACUAAUGCCAAAAUAGCACACACACUUCAGUCAUGUAAUCCCUCGUUUGUACAUGUAAGAUAGAAAUUAUGCCACAAGUUUAGACGUUUUGACCUCUAGCAUUUAUUCGCUCAUCAUCAAUCCAUUUCAAGGUGUAAAGUUCCAGAUAACCCAAGAACAGUUUCCUUUGACGAACACUAAUGCCAAAAUAUCACACAAACUUCAGUCAUGUAAUCCCUCAUUUGUACAUGUAAGAUUGAAAUUAUGCCAAAAGUUUAGACGUUUUAAUAUCUCGCAUUUAUUCACAAGCACAAAAUUUGCAUCGACCCACUACACCCAUAACACACUGUAAGGACGAGCACAAAUCAUCCUCAACUUGCCAUUUGUUUUUUAUUAGCCAACACAAGCAUCCAAUGGCUUUGUGUCUUGCCAAACCUUUGAAUAGAAUCUUUUAUCUUGUGGCCAUGUGGUUAGUCUCAUUUGUAAGUUUGAACUCUUGUUGCAAUCACACCAGACGUCCUUGUUUUGGUUGGUGUGUCUUGUAAAAACAUUUAAAACCAUUAAUCUUGUGGCCCAACACGUGGCUAGUCUUGUUGUGAUCACUGACGUCCUUAUUCAGUUAGUGUCUUGCCAAACCAAUGAACCAUUAAUCUUGUCUUUGGAGUUUGAAGUCCUUUGUCAGUUGGUCUCGUCUCAAUCACAUCAGACGUCCUUGUUUGGUUAACGAGUUUGCGAAGGAAGGCCUAAACCAGGUCGUCUAAUAACAGGAACACAACUGACUGUCUGCCGUGGGAGUGUGGCCUUAAGUAGUGUGUUAGGGACCUGUCUGGGGCUGCCUGGGGUGCUGCCGCCGCUGCUGUAGUUGUGUUAGUGCGCUGUGCUGGCCGGCCAAAGCCUCUCGAUAAUUAUUGGUGUGUGGUGACAAAUUUUACACUCAGAAGUCUGUUUCAGUUUUUUUAUAGUUUCUUGUAUGAUGUUCUUUUUAAUUACCUUUGAGAAACUGCAACUAUAUUUAUGGGUCAUGUUUUUAUGCAGUCAAAAUGUGCUGCAAAUCAUCCUUUUCAUGACUAAAAUUUUGCAUUACUUUAGGUUGUCUUGGCAAACAAUUACUCUUUGAUUGCAGUUUUAAGUUCCUGAGAUAAAAUGUUUUGUGUUAGAUCAGUUCCUGGGAUAGAAUCUUUUGUGUUCAGACCACUUGUUUCUCACCAGGGCAGAGUUCACACUAACACUGAUACCCAACCUUUACCAGUCUUGCCAGUAGUGUUGUCGCAGUCCAACCUGAACAUAACCUUACACUUCUACAGGCCAGUGUGAUAUUAAUAUGAACACAUGGAAAGGCUCUGGUGCUGCUGACCUAAACUUGUUAUGCUUCCUCUCUUGUGGGUGAAGCAUUUCUAUUGUGAUGGUGAGCUCUCUGGUGUUUGUCAGCAAGGAGUUUUAAAGGAAUCUCAUAGCUGUAAACUAACCCACAUGAUAUUCACACAAGGGGGCGUCACUGUGUUAAUCAUAUCCCUGCUCUGCCUUCUCUGCUGUGGGUAGUAGCCGAGGUUAAGAUGAUUUAUUCUUGUAUUUGGACUCCAUCGUUUGUUUUCUUGCCAUACAAACAACGUCAAUUAACACACAUGCCCUGCCUUGCCUUGCCUGGUGUGGGGAGUAAUUUCAGAUGGUCGUGAUUUAUUCUUACAUUUAGUUUUUCUCGUGUUGCUGCCUCCUUGCCACACACACAGCCAGAGGUGAGCGCUUCAGUUCCGCAGGGAUUAAAGAUUCUAUAUAAGUGUAGGUUUAUCUUAACAUGUAGCCUGGUAGUCUUUGUUUAACGUCCUCAUCUUUCCUUAUAUGGUGUUGGACGGGAACGAUGGUGUUGUUGGUAUUGAUGCAUAUCGGACACAAGAAGUUUAUGACACGUCCGUUGCGGCAGUUUGGGCCACAGCCAACACACGAGCUUAGCCAGUAGAGCACAAUGUUGAUUUUAAUUUCAUGACAAUAUUGCAAUAGUUAGGUAUAUAGGUUUCAUCUUUCCAUUAAGGCUUUUUUGUAGAAAUGUAGCCACUAAGCUGUCUAAUUUAAGCAUUUGAAAGGUUUGCCGUAUAAAUCUGGUGCUAGUUGUGUUGAUUUCAUGCAGAACAGAUACUUUAUCUUUGCCUCAUUGGGCUUCUUGGGCGGCAAAAUAUGGAUGAUUAUAAAGUCUAGAUCGUGAGGAGUCAAACCUAAAGUCCCUCCAUUAGAUUAUCCUAGCUGUAAUGAUUUGCCUUCAUCUCGCACACUUGGUUACACGCACACACUAAUCUUAGCCUUUUACUGCACUCGUCCGUGGCGUAUUUGAAUAGCCAGUUAGCUGCGUGAUGGUUGAUUAUUCUCACAAAUUAUGAUUCUCUUCAAUUCUGUGACUUACAAGAAUUUUCGGUCAUACGUGCACAACUGAUAUUCAGAUUAAUUCAGGUACACACACACACACACACACACACACACACACACACACACACACACACACACACACACACACACACACACACACACACACACGAUAUUCACAAUUUUUUUUAGGAAAUGAGUGAUUUACACAUUUGUCAUGGUAAACAUUUUGAUAUUAUUUCACCAUAUCAGGUUGUUCCUGUUCUCUGACUGUUGGAGUCAAAUUUAUACACUGCAUAAGCUUUAAAUAGAUCUGUCAAGUUGUUGGUGCCAAGUUGGGUUUAGUUAGAAUAGAUGAUUUGCAAACUUUGUAGAGACUUGCCUGUUUGUUCCAGUAGAUGAGAAGCAGCAAGAGGGGGAAAGGAAGGGAAGAAGAGGAGGAGAUAGUUAAGUCAUGCUAAGUUAAGGUUGUGAGGUUGUUAUUCACACAUUGGGAGAGUAUAAUGAUCCGAUAUAUUUAUUGUUAAGAGUUUAUAUAUAAAUUAAAUGUUGAUCUGAAUCUGUAAAUGCACUGAUUGAUAAGUUUAUACAUUGUUUUCUUGCAAUGAUCAGCUGGCAACACAACUUUUAAAACUUGAAUUGGGUUGGACUCGGAACCAGUUACUUGUGUGGAAACUUUGUCAACUUGCAGGGAGUGGAGGAAUAUUGUUAAGCGGAGUCAUGGAAUAGAGUUUGGUUUCAUCACUGGCACCAUGUUACCAAAAGAGCCAUGUGAAAUUCAAACCAAUGCGGAUACAAUGUUUUCUGUGCUCUGGGUAUGGUAAAAAAAUCUUGAAAAAGUACCCAAAACACAAAGAAAACACUAUUGUAUCGUCAUCACUGAACUUCGCGCUGCUCUUUGGAUAACAGCAUGGCGCCUGUGAUGAGGGUGGUCAAACUCUACUAUUCUGUGGCUCUGUUAACUCCACUGAAUCGCCAAGAGAAAGUUUACAGCCACUGAUUGUAAGGAAAUAACUGUUGUGUUCAGCAGACAAGUCUGUGAAUGGGAAAAAUAAAGUUGCCUGAAUCACUGUCACGAGGAUGCACAUUAUUCCCUCUCCGCUGUUUGUCUUCUCUUAGAGGCUUGUUUGUGUGUGCCACGUGUGGCUGUGUCCUGCCCGUUUGCACAGUGGGGUAUAUUCCCCUUUAUUUCCCUGGCAACAAGUCGCCUUUCAGGCGGCUUGUUGGCCCCCUUGAUUGUGCCGUAUGUUGGUGGUGGGACGGUGAGGAAAGAUGAAUACACAAGAAAAUGUUUAA